UUUAAAUACUGAUGCUCAGUUAAACGCUUUAACGGAGACUCACGCACCUAGUCAGGAGGACGUUGAAACCACCAAGCAACUUGAUUGUGACGAAAUGAUCCGUCGCUAUCUCUUCACUCAGGAUGAACCCUCGGAACGAAAUGAAGCGAAACUUGUGUGCGAACCGUGUCGCCUAACGAUCAGAACAUGGCACCGUUUUUACGAAAUGUGCCACAGGAACGCUGAAGUUUAUCGGCAAUGGGUCCAAUCUUCGGAAAGGAGGACAGUUACCUUUGUCGCUGAAAGGGAAAUACCCGAAAAUGUACUCCGCAAAGCUGGCUCAGACACGGAGGAAUGUGUUGCAUUGGAAAUAGAGUUUAAGGCAGCGGAAGACGACAAAAGCUGCGACGAUGAGGUGACGCUCGGCCACACCAACGUUUUGGACGAUGAGGAAGAAAGCGAUAAUUCUGUGGCCGAAAAUGGUGCAACGGACCACGUAAGCAGUUCUUCGCCUGGCGCAUCCCCGGAACGUAUGGGCCUUCGAGAAACGUUGAAGCGGAAGCGAAAGUCUGCCUGCGAAGUUUGUGGCCAAUAUCGGUCCAACAUGGCGGAACACAUGAGGGCGCAUACAAAUGACCGGCGCUUCAAGUGCCCUCAUUGUCCCAAGAGCUUCGUCAGUGCGUCCAAUCGGCACAGCCACGUAAACAUUCACACGCGACAGAAAAUGUACAAAUGCGAUCUUUGCGAAAAAGAGUAUCCGACACUGAAUGGGCUGAAACAGCACAGGGUUACGCACGAAAAGAAACGUGUGUACCUCUGUCCGAUCUGUGGCAAAUCUUACUACCAGCAGACCAACUAUGCACGCCACCGACGUACCCAUUUACAGGAACGCAAGAUCCAAUGCGACAGCUGUGAUAAAGUAUUCAUGACCAGGGGCGACUUGCGGAAACAUACAAUUACGCACCUGAAUGUCAAGCCAUUCGCUUGCCAAGUCUGCGAUCAACGAUUUAAUCGUAGGGAUAAUCUAAAAACCCAUUUAAAAAUACACCUCGCUCACAAGCACGGGAAACGGUCGAAAGAGGAAGAAGCCUUUUAG
Molecule: messenger RNA, 1075 nt
Organism: Anopheles cruzii
Lineage: Eukaryota; Metazoa; Arthropoda; Insecta; Diptera; Culicidae
Product: gastrula zinc finger protein XlCGF7.1-like
Exons: 3
Coding region: 95-1075 (326 amino acids)
Cellular component (GO): nucleus
Source: RefSeq, a predicted model, not a curated record